AACCUUAUUUAUUUAUUUUUAAUUUAUUAGCUCAAUAACUAUGAGCGCACGUUCUCCUCUCCAUUAUCCGUUUCCUUCUUCUUCUUCUUCUUCUUCUUUUUCUUCUCCCACCAUUAAUGGAGGGUGGUGCCCUAACAACCCUGAGCCCAAUCCGCCAUUCCUCCUCAUUCCCAAGACAUGUGAAUAAAUGGAAUCUGAAGAAGUUGAAGAUUUACUGUAGUGGUUUUUCUCCCGAAGCAUUUCUUAAAUUAUCUAGGAGGAGGUUGCUUUCAGAAUUUGGGGCUCUAGGUGCUGUAAUAUCUUAUACCAAUCCUGCUCGUUCUGCACCGUUGCAAGAGGCAAAAGAUCCUGAUGUUAUCCGGUAUCAGAAGUUGAGUAAUGGUGUAAAACUUCAAGAUAUUCUUGAGGGAGAAGGUCCAGCAGCAUGUGAAGGCGAUUUUGUUGAAGUUAAUUAUGUAUGCCGGCGUUCAAAUGGUUAUUUUGUGCAUAGCACAGUUGACCAAUUCACUGGUGAGAGCAGACCUGUAGUACUUCCUCUGGAUGAAAAAGAGAUAAUACGUGGUUUGAAAGAUGUUCUAAUCGGGAUGAAGGUUGGAGGAAAGAGGAGAGCUCUGAUACCUCCCGAAUUUCACCCUCUCAUCAACACAGUGAAGGAGCAUUCUGCUGAUUCAUGUGUAAAUAAAUCCAAUGAAGUCGUGAGAAAUCAUAUUUGGUCCUCGGAGGAGCCUACUAUCUCACGCAAAAGAAACGUUGGUUUUUGAGGUUCAACUCUUGAAAGUCCUUCACUGAUCAGGAACAUCGUCAAUAGAGAGUUUAGUUAUGCUGCCAAAAUCUCAGUCCUUACAACACGUGGCAAGCAAAUAGUAAGCCACGUGUCAGUUUCUCACAAAGGGUUCAUUAAGGUUUCUACUUUAGUAUAUAGUAAUAGAUUAGUAUUAAGUAAUGAUUAAAGCAGGUGUUAGAGUAUGUAAUAAACUUGUCGUAGGAUCUUACUGACACUUCUUUGUUUAAAAAAAAAUAAAAAAAAUUCUAAAUCUAAUUUUACUUAAAUAAAUUUUUUAUUUACAUUUUUUAUAAAAAAAUUUGAAUUUAGCGAUAUUUGGAUCAGUACGGGCCCGGUCCAAUGCAACUAACCUAGUGAUAGGCCGUAUAUGGGCGUUAAUGUGUGUACAUCACUACAUGGGUCAAAUCUUAACCCAUAUCGAGAUCCAACCGUCCGUCUUUCCAUAGUAACCCCGAAUCCCACCGCAUGAUACAGCUGUCAAAACACCAUAGACCAAAAAAAAAAAAAAAAAA
Messenger RNA from Ananas comosus (pineapple), 1296 nucleotides. Its product is annotated as peptidyl-prolyl cis-trans isomerase FKBP16-1, chloroplastic. Bases 117 to 761 code for a protein of 214 amino acids. The transcript has 10 exons. Lineage: Eukaryota; Viridiplantae; Streptophyta; Magnoliopsida; Poales; Bromeliaceae. The record is from RefSeq and is a predicted model, not a curated record. Gene Ontology annotation, molecular function: peptidyl-prolyl cis-trans isomerase activity.